Messenger RNA from Eimeria tenella, 675 nucleotides. RefSeq lists its product as uncharacterized. The transcript is spliced from 2 exons. NCBI's taxonomy places the organism in Eukaryota, Apicomplexa, Conoidasida, Eucoccidiorida, Eimeriidae. The record is from RefSeq and is a predicted model, not a curated record. The coding region runs from base 1 to 675 and encodes 224 amino acids.
AUGGUGUGUGGUAUUCUUCGCCGCUCGCCCCUCUUGCAGCUUCUGGCAAUUUUGCUGCCGCAAUUUGCCGCGAACGGGCCCCUGGCUUCUCUAUCUGCAAACAAAACAGCGGUUAUCCGGGUUCCUCGGAAGGUGGUGGAUGGCUGGCAAUUGAAUCAGGCCACGGUUGGGGAGUUUGAGGACCCGCAUGCGAUCACCCGUCGAACUGGGACCAGAGGACGCAGUAUGACCCCUGUUUUCUGCACAGUUCUCAGCUUCAUCAUCGCUGCACUUUUCCUCAAAAGAGCCCGACGGGAGAAGGAAGGCAGCGAAUAUGAUCCAAACGAAGAGUGGUAUUAUCCGAGCUCGCCAAGCAACAGCCGCCCUGCCAGCGCCAGCCCCUCAAACUUCCAACAGGGAACCACGGUGGACAACCCGCCAGACUCCGAGCACCCAGUCGAGAGCACAUUAACCGCGAGCCAGCUGGACAUUCCCACCAGCGAACUGCCCAGUGUCUUUGGGGAUGCGUCUUCCUUGCCAUCAGAAGAUGCCGAGCUAUACAGAGAGCCAACACCAAGCAGUGAUUCAGAAGACGACCAGGAAAAAAAACCCCAACCGAUAUUGGGAGAACAAACAGUGGUGCGUACGGCCAUAGCAGCACAAGAAGCAGAGAUACCAGUAAUUUUAAGGCACUGA